AGAUAUUAUUUACUCUUUUCUAUUUGGUUUCUGAGACCUUACACUUUCUCCUGGCGUGGGGUGGUUGAAAAGGAUAAUUUCGGAACAAAGCAACAACCAGCAAUACCGCCGACUGCUAGCAGCCAGCUUUUCCGGCUGCGGUGGUCCAACUCAAUCAAACUCCUCAGCUCGGCUCCACUAGAAACAGCCGUAGGUAAACGUACUAUAUCAAUUAUUUAUCCAAAUGCGAUGAAGCUGCUGUUUGCUGUGCCGUUCAACUUAGCACUUAGCACAUAGAGAUAUAAGGUAGAAGAGUAGCGCCUCUGGCAGUUUCCUUUGAAUUUAAUAGCGCUUUCUACUGCCUCUGGGGUCUCAUUAAUGAUGACAAACACUUCUGAAGAGUUGGGGAAGCAUUCAACCUCAGUGUAUCGUGUGAGAGAAGACAGUGAAUACGUUCGGCUGGUUAUAUCCAAUGAAACAAGGACGGCAGAAGCUGAUAUCUUGCAGCCACAAUCAGAAACAAGAGUUAAAUCUUUUUUGUGGUGGAUUAGAGCCUUUGCUGGGUGCCUUGUUAUCAUUAUAUUUCUUCUCAUUUUCUUAAAAUGGGGGAUGCCAUUUCUUUUUGAAAAGGUUCUCUUGCCAAUAUUGCAGUGGGAAGCCACUGCCUUUGGCCGUCCUGUUCUUGCCCUUGUUCUUGUUGCUUCUCUCGCUUUGUUCCCUGUGGUCUUAAUACCUUCUGGCCCUUCCAUGUGGUUGGCUGGAAUGAUUUUUGGUUAUGGCUUCGGGUUUGUUAUAAUCAUGGUUGGAACAACUAUUGGGAUGGUCCUGCCAUAUUUGAUUGGUCUGUUUUUCCGUGACCGCAUCCAUCAAUGGUUAAAGAGAUGGCCCCGGAAUGCUGCAAUGAUUAGACUUGCUGGGGAAGGUUGUUGGUUCCAUCAAUUUCGAGUGGUUGCUCUCUUUAGGGUUUCACCCUUUCCGUACACAAUCUUCAACUAUGCAAUUGUGGUUACCAGUAUGACAUUUUGGCCCUACUUAUGCGGAUCAGUUGCUGGAAUGGUGCCAGAAGCUUUCAUUUACAUCUACAGUGGUCGCUUAAUAAGGACAUUUGCAGAUGUUAAGUAUGGGAACUAUCACUUGACUACAGUUGAGAUCAUAUACAACAUUAUAUCCUUAAUUGUUGCAAUUAUAACCACAGUUGCUUUUACUGUUUAUGCAAAAAAUGCUUUAAACGAGCUUAAAAGAGAAGAAGAAACUAGUGGAGUGGAAGCAUCUGCCUCGGGCCAUGGCAGUUUAGAGAUGGAGAAAGCUUCCUGUUGAAAAACCUAAGCUUAUAGGAACAUGGUAGCCUGGUCACCCAGGGGAAUUUGAUGGCAGAUAAGUGGAUUUGUUAGCGAUGUUUUAUGUCUUCCCCUUUUAGGGGAAGAAGGGGAGGGGUAGGUUUUGUAACUAUGUCAAAUAGGCAAACAUAGAAAAGAAAAAAAAAGAUUGAUACUAUUGUGUAUAAAAUGUAGAAAAUUUUGAACUACAGUGCGCAUACUUUGUGGUCGCGUGGAUGUUACAUAUUUUUAUCUACCUGGUUUCUUUGCUGCAAAUGCCAUAAGAAGAUACUCUGAUGGAGAGGACUUCUCAGCUAGUUUUUUAUUUUUUAUUUUUUAUUUUUCUAAUCUGCCGCGAGCGUUCGGGACUAGCUGCAGAACUAGAGAUUUGGAUAUUUCGAUUGAUUUCCUGUAAAUAUCGUAAUGUGAAAGCAUCUUUAUGACU
Molecule: messenger RNA, 1740 nt
Organism: Prunus dulcis (almond)
Lineage: Eukaryota; Viridiplantae; Streptophyta; Magnoliopsida; Rosales; Rosaceae
Product: transmembrane protein 64
Exons: 6
Coding region: 358-1296 (312 amino acids)
Source: RefSeq, a predicted model, not a curated record